Molecule: messenger RNA, 4385 nt
Organism: Pocillopora verrucosa
Lineage: Eukaryota; Metazoa; Cnidaria; Anthozoa; Scleractinia; Pocilloporidae
Product: sodium/calcium exchanger Calx
Biological process (GO): cell communication; sodium ion transmembrane transport; calcium ion import across plasma membrane
Cellular component (GO): postsynapse; sarcolemma; axon
Molecular function (GO): calcium:sodium antiporter activity
Source: RefSeq, a predicted model, not a curated record
UGAGAUUUUGUCCCGCUGAGGGUUGUAGAUGGUUGCGAUGGAGUUUGAACGAAAUUGAAAACACUUGGAGCUCAUCAAGACUUCAGUGAAUAGAUGGAAGGAUUGUACGGAGCAAUAGCUAUGAAGAGGUCCGCGAAAAAUAGGAAAUCAUUUAUACCACGGUUUUCCGCCGCUCAACUGCGCUUUCGAGACUGUAAUUGUUGAAUGCAGCUUGUAAGCGGGUUACUACUUGCACGCUUGGUACAGUCCUAAUUUAAAUUUCCGUUCGAUAUAUUUGUUUUAUAAACUCUAGAUUUUAAAAGUGAUAACUUUGUGGAGUCUUUUAAUAGCACGGUGCUGAUCCGUUAUUACCGAGUGUGACUCUAUUCCGGUGUCGCGCCGACCGUUUUGAAGUGGGGUUAUUUUCUAAUAACUUCUACGAUAACUUUAACUCAUUUUCUACGCGAUGGCUGUAGAUGCUUGUAAUAGUGGAACCUUACUGCUGCCAUUUCUCGACGAAUCUGGGUGGAAUCAAGAAUUAAGGGCGUUUGUAUACCUGAUAGCGCUGUUAUGGUGUUUCAUGGGAAUCGCCAUUGUCGCCGAUGUCUUCAUGUGCGCGAUUGAAACGAUUACAAGCAAAACGAAAGAGGUCAAGGUACCGAAACAAGAUAAUCCAAGCGAAAUGGACGUCGUGGAGAUUCGAGUAUGGAAUGACACCGUCGCUAACCUAACAUUGAUGGCUUUAGGGUCAUCAGCGCCGGAGAUUUUACUAGCUAUUAUAGAAAUAGUUAUUCUGAAUAAAUUCGAGGCAGGUAAACUUGGGCCGAGCACGAUUGUUGGUUCGGCAGCGUUCAAUCUUCUCGUGAUCACUGGAGUUUGUGUGAUGAGUAUUCCUACCCAUGAACAGCGUAGGAUCAAAGCUAUCAAAGUGUUUGCAGUGACAGCUAGCUUCUCAAUGUUAGCUUACAUCUGGUUGUAUUUAGCGCUUAGUGCAAUUACGCCCGACGUAAUCGACCUUUGGGAGGCAAUACUCACAUUUCUACUAUUCCCGAUUCUGGUUGUAGUGGCUUACAUUGCCGACAAGGAGUAUUGUUGCCCCGGGAAAGUCCAACCUCAGGAUCCAGGAGUCCUCGAAUUGGCUGAGGGUGCUAAAACACUGUCCACCCCUACACAUGAUCCAGAGGUUGAAAGUUUUAUCAAGGAAGUGAGCAGGAAUCCCGAUCUGUCAGAGGAUGAUGCAGCAAUGCUUGUUGCCGCACAUAUUAAAUCAAGGCAACCAAAGAACUACGGGUACUACCGAGUGGGUGCCAUUAGGGAUCUGGGAGGCAGUCAUAAACUGAGACCAAAGAUGGACCCCAAACUUAGAGUGAUUUACGAAGAAUUGUCGGAGGUUGGUUUUUCUUCAUCUGGAGCUACUGCCAUCAUGAGUCAUGCCUUAGCUGGUAAAGUACAACCUGCUCGUGUGGAGUUUGCUGCUCCGGAAUUUGCUGUCCUAGAGAGCGACAAAAUUGUAAAGAUUGGUGUGAAAAGAUCUGGAAACACGAAAAUUACAGCCAGUGUAAACUAUGAGACUAUAAACGGCACAGCCAUGGCUGGAUCUGACUACGAAGCCAAAAGAGACGUGCUUGUCUUCCAACCCGGUGAAAACUUGAAACAUAUCAACAUUACUAUCAUCGAUGACAAUGAAUGGGAAGAGAACGAAGUUUUCUUCUUGAAAUUGGCCAGAUUUGACUACAAGGACGACACUGUUGAAAUAGGAGAACAAAGCAUUACUGAAGUCACUAUUAUAAAUGAUGACGAACCCGGAACCUUUUCACUGGAGAAUCCAAGCUUUGUAAUUAAAGAGAGUAUUGGGAAAGCUUACAUCAAAGUCAACCGUACCCAGGGUACAGACGGGAGGGUGGAGGUCACUUGGAAAACCACGGAUCAAACGGCAGUAAACGGCAAAGAUUACCAUGGAGGGUCUGGCACGUUGGUCUUUGAACACGGCGAACAAGCAAAAUCAAUUGCAAUAGACAUUAUCGAUGAUAAAGAUUUUGAGAAAGACGAAACGUUUCUUGUAGAACUCAUCAAAACCUCAGCAGGAGCAAAGAUAGGUCAUAUUCGAAGCGCUGCGGUCAAUAUUGUGAAUGAUGACGAGUAUCGCAGAUUAUUUGACCGAGUUGUUGCACUCACUCAUAUAAAUCUCCGCCGUUUGGAGUUGGGGUCCGAGUCCUGGGCGUCGCAAUUCCGUGAGGCGAUGUCAGUAAAUGGCGGAGAUGUGGAAAAUGCCACUGCCAUCGAUUACGUCAUGCACUUCUUCACCUUUGCUUGGAAGGUUAUCUUCGCCAUAAUUCCCCCUUGUACUUGGCUUGGUGGUUGGGUGACAUUUUGUGUCGCUCUAAUGAUGAUCGGCCUAGUCACCACCAUAGUUGGAGACUUAGCCACCAUAUUUGGAUGUCUAAUUGGACUAAAAGAUGAAGCGACCGCCAUCUUGUUUGUGGCUCUCGGCACCAGUCUCCCAGACUUGUUUGCUAGCAAAACUGCGGCGGUGAAUGAGAAGUACGCGGAUGCGUCUGUAGGAAAUGUCACCGGUAGCAACUCUGUGAAUGUUUUCUUGGGACUGGGAUUGCCGUGGGUGAUUGCUGCGAGUUACCAUAUGGCUCAGGGCACAGUGUUCGAAGUGAAGGCAGGGACAUUAUCCACAAGUGUUAUCACAUACAGUUGUUGCGCGGUCUUGUGUUUUGUGCUCCUUUUGGUACGAAGAUAUUCAAAAUUUAUGGGCCGCGCUGAGCUUGGAGGGCCAAAUGUUACCAAAUACGUAUCUGGGGUCUUCUUAAUAUUUUUAUGGUUCGUUUACGUUUUAAUUUCUUGCCUCGUUAUUUAUGAGAUAAUCACAUUUUAAAGCAAUGUUUUAUUCAAUGUAAAUACGCAAGGAUCGUAACAAAGAGGCAGUUAUUUAAAUUAUUCCACGACACUUAGGAAAUGAUUAGAUUCGUUAUCUGUACAUGAGAUAAAUUGGAACGGACAAUAAAUCGUAUUUCUUCGGGGGGGGGGGGAGAGAGGGGCAGUGGUUGUCGUCACUCGUGACCACGUGAAUGGGGUUUUACGAUAGCCAACCACCUUCCUGGCCUUAAAAGUAUAAAGUUAUUUCUUAAAAAUGUAAAUCAUUUCCACUUACCACUUAAUGUUUUAUCAACGUGUGGUGAAUCCCUCGAUUUAAUCACCUUUUUCGUCUGUUUACUGAUUGUUUUCUAACAUACAGGAAAUUUACGAGCGUUUCAUUUCGUUUUCAUUGUGAAACAUAGACAUACCACGAACAGAAGGACUCAGUUGGAGAGUGAAUCAAAAAUCUAUUUAUUUUGUACAGUAACUUAAAAAUACAAAGCCUCUAUGCAACACAAAGUACACCGUUACAGAUGCGUAGCACUUUUAACACAAAAGCUUAUCUGAACAGACCUGGAUGCUUCUUUAUUCCCCUUCGUUUGUUUCAUUAUUUAUUGGAAGAUUUGUAAAUAGGUAGAAGCGAAAAUCUGUUUUUCAGUAGUGUUUUAUAUAUUACGGAACAGUGGAUAUUUCGCUUCUUAUCUUUAAAGCUAGUUUCGUGACGUUUAUAUUGAAAAAGUGAACCGCUAGUAAAGAGAUUUUGGCACGUUAGAUCUCGCAGGUACUUUGAAUGAAAAAGCUCGUAUGCUUGUCAGAAAAAAAUAAGUAAAUGCUAAAACUGACCGGGAUGCAUUUGAAAUUCGUAACUGCGAGAAACGGAAGAAGUUAUUGCACUGAAGUCAUAGCAUUUUAGAAAUAGUUUAUUUCGUCACGUGCCGGCAUAUUUGCGUUACUUUUGAACGGCGGUAAGAGGUCAUGAAAGGGGUUUCGUAUUGACCAAUUUCUGUGAGUACGUGAUGUUGCAUGUUACAAAAAAAUGUUUCGUGUUUCACGCGACAAAUAGUGACUGUUUGGCCGCAAAAUUUGAGAUUUAGAACCGUUAUAUAGAAAUAUUCUGAAGACGUUUUGACGAAAAUAAUUCAGUUUGCUUUUCCAGCAAUUCGUCUUUUGGGACUUUUUUAUGAUAGGUGGAGCUCUUGUUUCGUAGAUUGCUUCAGAAUUCAUGUUUCAGUGAGGAAAUUGGCUCAAUUUGCUUUCCUUUACUGGCUAGGAAAACUCAUUUUCAACGUUCCAUGGGCGCAAAGUAUUCCGACAUAAAUUUGUGCUUUUAAGAGAAAUUCAAAAAGCCCGAAAGUUGAACACAAUUCCUAUUUGAACUUGUGACAUUCCAUUACUAAAUCACCAUCAGAAGAAUCUUGGAGAAAAUAUAGAUUGCAUCACGUUAUCAUUAUAGAAGCAAUUUAGAUCUCUACUUCACAUUGAUUGUAGAUUGACGUACCUAAUAGUAAUAAAAAAAAGAUUUAUCACAAGAAUUGUUUACG